GACCCUGAUGCCGGUCACUCCGUUAACGAUAGCAUUAGAUGAUAGUUGAAUCUCGAAUGUGAUGGGUGUCAUUCUAUUUAAAUGCUCGUGAAAUACACAUCGAAAUCACAAUAGUUCAGAAAUUAUAAGUGAAAAUUAAUAUUUUGCCUUUUCUCAUUGUCGUUUUAUGCGUAAAAAUGACCAAGUUAUUUGUUUUUAGUAUUUUGCAAAUUUUGCAAAUGAUGAUACUUAUUGCAGUCUCUCAAUUUCAAGGACAAUCGAAUUGUCCAUCACUUUAUGGUGAACCCGGCCAAUGCAUUGGAAUACGUGAAUGUCCAGAAUUGCUGAAUCUUCUUCAAAUGCGACCCCUUAAACCAGAAACUAUAGAUUUAUUGAGACAAAUGCAGUGUGGUUUCGAUGACAUUAAUCCCCGAGUUUGUUGUCCAAUUCGACGUACAUCAUUUCGUGACGAUGAGUCUUCUGAAAAUUUUCAACCAAAUCCAAAUUCUGAGCGACCAAAUAACACUCAAUAUACCAACGAUCAAAAUGUACAAUAUGACUUUUCCAACAAUCCUUUGCUUCCUACCGAUUGCGGCAAAGAUUUGUCCCAAAGGAUCUACGGUGGAGAAAUCACAGACCUCGACGAAUUUCCUUGGAUGGUGCUUUUGGAAUACCUUACAUUAAACGGAAAACGUACAGCUUGUGGUGGAGUUCUUAUUAGUCGGCGUUACGUUUUAACGGCAGCUCACUGUGUUAAAGGUAAAGAUUUACCAAGAACAUGGCAAUUGUCAAGUGUUCGUUUAGGUGAAUAUGAUACUAGCAGUGAUCGCGACUGCAUUCCGGACGAUGAUCGCACCCUAAUUUGCGCGGAUGAUCCCGUGACGGUUGGAAUCGAAGAACAAAUAGCCCAUGAAAGUUACCAACCACGCUCAAGAGAUCAAAAAUAUGAUAUCGCUCUUCUAAGAUUAUCUCGUGACGUUACAUUCACCACUUAUAUAAAACCUAUUUGUCUACCACCGACUGCCUCCCUCGAACAAAAAUUAUUUGUUGCUGGUUGGGGAAAGACAGAAAACGGUUCAUCAUCAAGCGUAAAACUAAAACUUGUGUUGCCUCUUUUUGACAAAGAACAGUGCCAAAAUACUUAUGGAAACGCGGGAGUGAUGCUGGGUCAUGGACAAAUUUGUGCCGGUGGACAAAAAGACAAAGAUUCGUGCAAAGGAGAUUCAGGUGGACCUUUAAUGACUAUGAAAAGAAAUCGCGACAGUUCUGGUAAAUGGACUGUUGUUGGUGUUGUUUCCUUUGGACCAUUACCUUGCGGUAUGCUUGGAGUACCUGGCGUUUACACCAGAGUGAUCGAUUUUGUACCCUGGAUACUCGAUAAAAUGAGAUCUACAAUAGCUUCGGAAUCGACCAUGAUUUACCAUUUGAUUUUAACCGGGUUUGUGAUCCUAUGCGAAGUCACCGCACAAGAUAGAUGUACCACUCCAAGAAAUACAAUUGGUACUUGUAUCAAUAUACACAAUUGUCAACCACUGGUAGAGAUUCUUAAAAAACACAGACCAUUGUCAAAGGAAAUUCUUGAUCGCUUAUCCAGUUUGCAAUGCGGAUUUGAAGGUUACGAUCCGAAAGUUUGUUGCGAACAGGCAACAACUCAAACCACAGAAAAACCGAAUCAAUCUACUUCCGAACCUGCAGACGUCACGAAUCAUCCGAAUUUAAAAUUACUGAAUCAUGAUAUGUGUGGACCAGUAUCGCAGCAAAAAAUUUUUGGUGGUAAUAAAACCGGUAUAUUUGAUUUCCCAUGGAUGGCAUUACUCUCUUACAACGUCACCAAUCAAGGUACAGACUUCCGAUGCGGAGGAUCGUUAAUUAACAAACGAUAUGUGCUCACUGCUGCUCACUGCGUCACAAUGCUACAAUCUACGUUGAAAUUAAUCGGAGUACGGCUAGGAGAACAUGAUUUAAGUACCGAGCGCGACUGUGAUAGAGACGCCGACGGUCUUGAAGUUGUUUGCGCUGAGAGAUAUCAAGAUUUCGAUAUAGAAAAUGUACAUUUUCAUCCAGAAUUUUCACCAUUGAAAUUACAAAAUGACAUUGCUUUGUUGCGAUUAAGUAGGGACGCUGAUUUUAGACCGCAAAAUGUGCGACCGAUUUGUAUGCCAAUCGGAUCAGCAGCUAACUUGAUUCAAAAAAAGGUAACAGUAACAGGUUGGGGUGCAACUGAAUUUGGAUCACGCAGCCUGGAUUUACUACAGGUUCAAUUAUCACCAAUGAAUACAGAAAAAUGCGCAGAAAUAUAUAAAAGGCAAAACGAAAUUUGGUAUAAACAAAUGUGCGUGGGUGGAAAAAUGGGUAUUGAUUCAUGUUUUGGAGAUAGCGGUGGACCGCUUCAGGCUCCAGGAAUAUAUAACAAUAAUAUGAGGUACAUUCAAUAUGGAAUUGUCAGUUAUGGACCGCGCAAUUGCGGUACUGAAGGAUUACCUGGGGUUUAUACUAAAAUUGUAUAUUACCUAGACUGGAUUUUAGAUACUAUUAGGGCUUAAAAUAGCAUGUACAAAUGAUAUUUUUAGAAUUAAGACUUUGCAUAUUUUUCAAACACAAUCAAUAAAUAAAUUAAUUUAAUAUUA
This is a messenger RNA of Frieseomelitta varia, 2606 nucleotides long. RefSeq names its product transmembrane protease serine 9-like. The record is from RefSeq and is a predicted model, not a curated record. Lineage: Eukaryota; Metazoa; Arthropoda; Insecta; Hymenoptera; Apidae. The transcript has 8 exons. Gene Ontology annotation, molecular function: serine-type endopeptidase activity. Gene Ontology annotation, biological process: proteolysis. Bases 177 to 2522 code for a protein of 781 amino acids.